UUGCUAUCGAAUCCGGAUCCGGAGGCGCUUGCCAGUGGUAACAUCCUCAAUUCAAUCUUCUUUCUACUGCUCGCCAUUGGUUCCGGUCUCACCACUUUCGCCUCUGGAUCACUGUUCGGUAUCACAGGUGAAAAGAUGGCAAUGCGACUACGAAUGGAUGUGUUCAAGAACAUUAUGCGCCAGGAUGCUUCCUAUUUUGACGAUCCAAACCACAACACAGGAAAUUUGACAGCCCAUCUCGCUUCGGACACACCGAAUGUGCAAGCUCUGUGUCAAGGCAAGGAGAGACUGAACGCGGAGAGAGAGUAUGAUGGUGAUGGAGGCGCGAGCAUAAGGGACGGGGCUGCUGCAGGUCCAAACCCUGAGGCAGUUGAACUGCUUGCGGAGCCUGAGAACUUGUCAGAUGGACCCCAUAGCAUGGGGACGACAUCCGUUUGUCUCCGUCUGGCGCUCGUCAAGAGCGAGGAAGCUCCAAUAGGACAGAGAGAUAUGGAGUCAGCUGUGGAAGCCAGUCAGAUAGUGACGGAAUCAAUUUCGAACACACGAACGAUCCAAGCACUCUGUAAGGAGGGCUACAUGUACGAAGCAUACUGUGCUGCAGCACAGGAACCUCAUAAAAGGGCUCUUGUACGAGGCCUAUGGCAGGCGCUGUCCCUAGCGCUGUCGAACAGUUUCGUUGUGGUAAACUUCGCUAUCGCCUACGCUUUUGGUCUGUGGCUCAUCCGAAACGGAUGGAGUACGCCCUUUAUAGUAUUCCAAACAUUAUGCGCCAGGAUGCUUCCUAUUUUGACGAUCCAAACCACAAACACAGGAAAUUUGACAGCCCAUCUCGCUUCGGACACACCGAAUGUGCAAGCUAUAGUGACGGAAUCAAUUUCGAACACACGAACGAUUCAAGCACUCUGUAAGGAGGGCUACAUGUACGAAGCAUACUGUGCUGCAGCACAGGAACCUCAUAAAAGGGCUCUUGUACGAGGCCUUUGGCAGGCGCUGUCCCUAGCGCUGUCGAACAGUUUCGUUGUGGUGAACUUCGCUAUCGCCUACGCUUUUGGUCUAUGGCUUAUACGAAACGCGCAUGGAACAGGAGUUAUGUUCACAAUGAUGCGACAGCGGCCAAAAAUCGACAAUAUGAGCCAUCAGGGAGAUAAACCGGUGCUCAAAGGCGACAUAGCGCUGAGAAACGUCUAUUUCUCGUAUCCGGUGCGACGGCGGCAGCUUGUCCUCCAAGGAAUGAACCUGAGCGUUCGACAUGGACAGACUGUGGCACUAGUGGGCGCCAGCGGGUGCGGAAAGAGCACCGUGAUACAGCUUGUCGAGAGGUAUUACGACGCCUUGUGUGGCACCGUGAGUAUCGACACCUACGACAUACGUGACCUCUCCAUUCGUUACGUGAGGGACAACAUGGCAUUAGUUGGUCAGGAGCCGACACUAUUCAAUGUAACAAUACGCGAGAAUAUCAUGUACGGUCUGGACAAAUGUUCUCAAGAGGAAAUUGAGCAUGCGGCACGUCUCGCCAACAUUCAUGAUUUUAUCAAUAGCCUUCCUGAGCGUUACAAUACGGUGGUUGGAGCAAAAGGUGCACUGUUGUCGGGCGGUCAAAAGCAGCGGAUCGCCAUCGCUCGUGCUAUUGUCAGAGAUCCGAAGAUAUUACUCCUCGAUGAAGCCACCAGUGCUCUGGAUACAGAAAGUGAAAAGGUAUCUUAA
This is a messenger RNA of Ostertagia ostertagi, 1704 nucleotides long. The record is from the annotation of a GenBank genome assembly. NCBI's taxonomy places the organism in Eukaryota, Metazoa, Nematoda, Chromadorea, Rhabditida, Trichostrongylidae.